CAACGUUCACAACUUUUACAGUUAACAACCAACCAAAAAAACAACCAAAACCAUCAACAUGAAAUUCUUCGCCGUCUGCUUCUUCGCUGUUGUGGCUGUGGCCUCUGCCAAGCCCGGCAUUGUCGCUCCCUUGGCCUACACCGCACCGGCUGUGGUCGGCAGCGCCGCCUACGUGGCACCCUACGCCUCCAGCUACACCGCCCACCAGAUCGCCCAUAGCGCCGCCUUCCCCGCUGCCUACACUGCCCCAGUUGCUGCCGCCUACACUGCGCCCAUUGCCGCCGCUGCCUACACCGCUCCCGUUGCCGCUGCCUACUCCGCUCCAGUCGCCGCCGCUUACUCCGCUCCUCUGGCCGCUGCCUACACCGCUCCCGUUGCCGCCGCCUACUCCGCUCCUCUGCUGCUGAAGAAGUAAGACGUUGACUGAAAUGUGACCAGGUCUUGACAUCCCCAAGUGUAAAUAAACAAUUUCGCAAACAUCCAAAAA
Drosophila navojoa is the source of this 487-nucleotide messenger RNA. RefSeq lists its product as uncharacterized. The record is from RefSeq and is a predicted model, not a curated record. Lineage: Eukaryota; Metazoa; Arthropoda; Insecta; Diptera; Drosophilidae.